This is a messenger RNA of Oryzias melastigma (Indian medaka), 531 nucleotides long. RefSeq names its product V-set domain containing T-cell activation inhibitor 1-like. Gene Ontology annotation, biological process: immune response; T cell costimulation; cell surface receptor signaling pathway. The transcript is spliced from 2 exons. NCBI's taxonomy places the organism in Eukaryota, Metazoa, Chordata, Actinopteri, Beloniformes, Adrianichthyidae. Bases 56 to 466 code for a protein of 136 amino acids. Gene Ontology annotation, cellular component: external side of plasma membrane. The record is from RefSeq and is a predicted model, not a curated record.
UUCAGUGCUAAAAAUCAAGAAUCAGCAGAAGAAGAAUCUCUAACGGUCCAAAGUAAUGUUGGUCGUAGUUGUCUUGGCUCUGAUGGGGGUUUCUGGUGGAUCUUCAGCAGAUAUGAAGAACAUCAAAGCUGAACCUGGACAGGAUGUCACUCUGAGAUGUGAAGAUCUUCACAUCGGGAAGAUCGCACUCCUACUGUGGAGCAAAGAUGAUCCUCAGGAGAUGAAUUUGAUUGUGAUCAGAGAUGGACGAUCACUUCCAGCAGCUCAGCAUGAAUCUUUCAGGGACCGAGUGUUUCUGAAUAACAGUCAGAUGAAGGAUGGAGAUCUGUCUGUGGUUCUGAAGAACGUGACGGUCGAUGACACUGGAACAUACGAGUGUAGAGUCAGAUAUGAAAAUGAUCCACAGAGAAACAGGAAUCUGAUCUCCACCAUCAACCUGUCAGUGAUUCCUCCAGGUGAGCAGUGACUGUUUGGUCCAAUCAGAAGAAUCCUUCCCCUCCCCCGUCAUUUAUCCCUCCAAACGAUGGUUAU